This is a messenger RNA of Dicentrarchus labrax (European seabass), 2916 nucleotides long. RefSeq names its product tripartite motif-containing protein 16-like. Gene Ontology annotation, molecular function: protein binding; zinc ion binding. The record is from RefSeq and is a predicted model, not a curated record. NCBI's taxonomy places the organism in Eukaryota, Metazoa, Chordata, Actinopteri, Moronidae. The transcript has a single exon. The coding region runs from base 30 to 1697 and encodes 555 amino acids.
UUGAGACACACUUGCCACAGAGAGGUGAAAUGGCAGAGAAAGAAGUUCAGCUGGACCAGGAAACAAUUUCAUGUUCAAUCUGUCUCGAUCUACUGAAGGAUCCGGUGACUAUUCCCUGUGGACACAGCUACUGCAUGAACUGUAUUAAAACCCACUGGGAUCAAGAAAAGGAGAAGGAAAUCCACAGCUGCCCUCAGUGUAGGCAGACCUUCACACCGAGGCCUGUCCUGGUGAAAAACACCAUGUUUGCAGCUUUAGUGGAGGAACUGAAGAAGACUGGACUCCAAGCUGCUCCUGCUGAUCACUGCUAUGCUGGACCUGAAGAUGUGUCCUGUGAUGUCUGCACUGGGAGAAAACUGAAAGCCUUCAAGUCCUGUCUGGUCUGUUUGGCCUCUUAUUGUGAGAAACACCUCCAGCCUCAUUAUGAUGUUGUUCAGUUAAAGAAACACAAGCUGGUGGACCCCUCCAGGAAGCUCCAGGAGAACAUCUGCUCUCGUCAUGAUGAGGUGAUGAAGAUGUUCUGCCGUACUGAUCAGCAGUGUAUCUGUUAUCUCUGCUCUGUGGAGGAACAUAAAGGCCACGACACAGUCUCAGCUGCAGCAGAAAGGACUGAGAGGCAGAGAGAGCUUGAGGUGAGUCGACAAAACAUCCAACAGAGAAUCCUGGACAGAGUAAAAGAUGUGAAGGUGUUUCAACGGGAGGUGGAGGCUAUCAGUCGCUCUGCUGAUAAAGCAGUGGAGGACAGUGAGAAGAUCUUCACUGAGAUGAUCCGUCUCAUCCAGAAAAGAAGCUCUGAUGUGAAGCAGCAGGUCAGAUCCCAGCAGGAAACUGUAGCGACUCGAGUCAAAGAGCUUCAGGAGAAGAUGGAGCAGGAGAUCACUGAGCUGAAGAGGAAAGACGCUGAGAUGAAGAAGCUGUCACACACAGAGGACCACACCCAGUUUCUACACAACUACCCCUCACUGUCAGCACUCAGUGAAUCUACAUCCAGCAUCAAUAUCCGUCCUCUGAGGUACUUUGAGGAUGUGACAGCGGCUGUUUCAGAGCUCAGAGAUAAACUACAGGACGUUCUGAGAGAGAAAUGGACAAACGUCUCACUGACAGUGACUGAAGUGGAUGUUUUACUGCCACAACCAGAGCCCAAGACCAGAGCUGAUUUCUUAAGAUAUUCAGGUGAAAUCACACUGGAUCCAAACACAGCACACACACAGCUGUUAUUAUCUGAGGGGAACAGAAAAGCAACAGUAAUGAGUAAACAACAGACUUAUUCAAGUCACCCAGACAGAUUCACUAAAUUUUGUCAGGUCCUGAGUAGAGAGAGUCUGACUGGACGUUGUUACUGGGAGGUGGAGUGGAGAGGGGAAGGAGUUUGCAUAGCAGUUGCAUACAAGAAUAUCAUCAGAGCAGGGAGCCAAAAAAAUUGUGGAUUUGGAUUCAAUGACAAAUCUUGGGCUUUAAGUUGUAACAACAACAGUUAUACGUUUUGUUACAACAAUGUCCAAACUCCAGUCUCAGGUCCUCCGUCCUCCAGAGUUGGAGUGUAUCUGGAUCACAGUGCAGGUAUUCUGUCCUUCUACAGCGUCUCCAAAACCAUGACUCUCCUCCACAGAGUCCAGACCACAUUCACUCAGCCUCUUUAUGCUGGACUUUGUUUUUUUUUUUUUGUAGACACUGCUGAGUUCUGUAAACUGAAGUAGACGGAAGUCCUUUAAGGGACAACAUGUUAAAUUCUGUAUUUCUGUACUUAAACUGAUAUCUUCCUCAUGUUUUUGUUUCUGAGAGCUGAUUGAUCACCUGUCAAUCAAACAUUGUGGGCGGUACUUUGACAUCUUCUCAAAUGUUUGAGUUUCUUUAGUUGGAGCUCCUACCUGUGUCUGUUUAACCAUGGAGGCUAUCACUGCUCAUGAUGAUAUUUGACAUUUCUCUGUAUGUUAAUAUAAACUUCUGUUUGCUCUCAAUGUUUGCUGAAUAUUUGUAUUGAUGUAUUUGUUAUUGUUUCUCUUUCACUUUGUGUUUCUUUACAGGGAACGCACCAGACCUUCCUUUAUCUUAGAGAUUUUGUUCUUACCACAAAUGUCUGAUUACAUUUUUAUUUAUUUCUGUGGCAGAUUAAAUGUUGUACAAAGAUAAAUAAUGUACUAUUGGGUGUAAAAACAAUUGUUUUUUCUUUACACACGCUUCUCAUUGGGCACAUUAUUCUCUUUUCAUUGUUUUGCUGAUGAUACACAGUUGUAUGUGCCUGUUAGAUCCAUUGACUCUUGAAUGCCUUUGUGACCUAAGAAACUGGAUGUCAAAUAAAUUAUAUAAGUUGAACUCAAACCAAACAGAGAUCCUUGUCAUCGGCUCCCAGCACAUGACAAAAUAAAUUAUUCUAUCUGCUGGUUUUAGAGGCCCUGUUUAAGCCUCUUAACAUGGGCUCCCAGUACGUUUUACAAUUGAUUUUAAGAUUUCACUGAUUACUUCUAAGGCUCUUCAUGGCCUGUUCGACUACUAUAUCUCCAAGCUCUUUGUAAGGCACUCUCUGGAUCGUACUUUUAGAUGCUCGUGGCAGAAGUCCUUUGGUUGUGUCAGUGGCUGAGUCAGUGAUCUGGUUUAAGUCUCUUCUGAAAACAUACUUUUAUUAAAGAGUCUUUCCUGAAGUAUUUUUUAUUUCCAAUAAAUGAUUUUACAUAUUUAUUUAAAACAGUGGAUAUCCUCCUUUUAUCCUCCUGGUGGUAGUUUGGCUGAUGACACUCACUAAUCAGGGUGUUUACUGCCCUCCCUCAUUUUAAUUUAAUUUGUUCUACCAGCUACUGAAGUUCAGGUUGACCAUGUUAAGGUUGUGUAUCUGAAGUUUGUCCUCAUAUGGAUCCUUUUGUGUGAAGAAUUGUGUCAACAUGAUCAAUAAAACUUAAAUCCUUCACUGAUAUAAUGAGA